Molecule: messenger RNA, 5517 nt
Organism: Scleropages formosus (Asian bonytongue)
Lineage: Eukaryota; Metazoa; Chordata; Actinopteri; Osteoglossiformes; Osteoglossidae
Gene: tgfbrap1
Product: transforming growth factor, beta receptor associated protein 1
Exons: 12
Coding region: 301-2895 (864 amino acids)
Biological process (GO): intracellular protein transport; autophagy; endosomal vesicle fusion
Cellular component (GO): membrane; cytoplasm
Molecular function (GO): protein binding
Source: RefSeq, a predicted model, not a curated record
UGGAAAAGGGGAUUGAACUAAGGAAACGGGGAGGGCGGCAGAUAUUGGUAGUUUUGAGAACCCCCGAUUAGGACACGGACUUCCCCCCCGAUUCGUUUACAAACGAAUCUUUGGACGGACCGCUCAGUGACCAAGAUGUGAGCUGCGGGCCUCAGCGUCCGUGUCGUGUGUGCAGAGCACUCAACUCCUUCACUGAAGUCCCACCCUGAGUCUCAGUCUGUUCUCCUCCAGGCAGCCUGAGCCAGCUCGGCAAAUCCAGCCGACGACUCCCAAAUAACAUAUCUAGAUGCCAACAGUACAAUGAGUGUGAAGGCCUUUGAGCUGGUCCCCGCUGUGGGGCGUGAGCUCCUCAUGGCUGAUAAGGCACUCAUUAAUAUCGAGUGCAUUGAAUUCUGUGGGAAGCACUUGUAUGUGGGCACCAGUGAUUGCUUCAUAUACCAAUUCCUUCUGGAGGAGAGCGCUUCAGCCAAAGGCAAGGUGACAUACUCCCCCCAGAAGCUGCUGCACAAGUACCUGGGCCUGAAGAAGCCUGUGAGUGAGCUGAGGGCGACAUCUGCCCUGGAACGCCUCAUUGUGCUCUGUGACUGCACUAUCAUGGUGGUGGACAUGGCCAGCUUGGAGCCUGUGACCUCAAGUGGGACCAGGAUCAAGGGCGUCCUUAGCUUCUGUGUCAAUGAGAACCCAGUGAGCGGCGACCCGUUCUGUGUGGAGAUCGGGGUUAUCUUGGCUAAACGUCGGACCGUGCAGAUCUACAUGGUGUAUGAAGACAGGGUGCAGAUGGCGAAGGAGGUAGCCACACCUGAGCAGCCUUGUGCUGUCAGCCUUGAUGGCUACUUCCUGUGCCUGGCCCUUUCCACACAGUAUAUAAUCCUGAACUACAACACAGGGGCCUCCCAGGAUCUCUUUCCAUACAAUAGUCAGGAGAAGAAGCCCAUUGUGAAAAGGGUUGGUCGAGAGGAAUUUCUGCUGGCUGCUCCUGGGGGAUUAGGCAUGUUUGCCACAGCAGAGGGAAUCUCCCAGCGUGCUCCGGUAAAAUGGUCGGAGAACGUCAUUGGGGCAGCUGUGUGUUUCCCGUACGUUGUGGCUUUGGACGACGGCUUUGUCACUGUCCACAGUAUGCUGGAUCAGCAACUCAAGCAGACGCUGUCCUUCAGGGAUGGCCACAUUCUGCAGGACUUUGAGGGAAAGGUGGUGUUGGCCUCCACAAAGGCAGUGUAUGUUCUCGUGCCCCUGCCCCUGGAGAAACAAAUCCAGGACCUGCUUGCAGGACACCAUGUGGAGGAAGCCCUUACUCUCACUGAGGGGGCAAGGAGAAACAUUCCUAAAGAAAAGUUCCAGGUCAUGUAUAGAAGAAUUCUCCAGCAAGCAGGAUUCAUACUGUUUGGAAAUCUGCAAUUUUUAGAAGCAAAAGAACAUUUCAGGAAAGGCCAACUGGAUGCCCGGGAACUCAUUUCCUUGUAUCCCCUGCUAUUGCCUGCUACCACCUCCUUCACGCGCUGUCACCCGCCACUUCACGAGUUUGCUGACCUGAACCAGUUGGCACAGGGAGACCAGGAGAAGGUGCAGCAGUGCAAGCGUUUCCUCAUCAGCUACCUGCGCGAAGUGCGUGGCACCGAGGGCACCAAUGGUUGGCGUGAGGAUGUGGACACUGCCCUGCUCAAGCUGUACGCUGAGGAAAACCAUGAGAGCUUGCUGGAUCUGCUUGCCUCAGACAAUGCCUGCCUCCUCCCUGAAAGUGCCCCCUGGCUGGAGAAGCACUGCAAAUAUUUUGCACUAGGACUUCUCUACCAUUAUAAUGGCCAGGAUGAUGCUGCAUUGCAGACAUGGGUGCGCGUUGUGGAUGGGGAGCUCCAGGACUUCACUCGCUCUGACCUUUAUGAGUAUGUGGUUGAUUUUCUGAGUUUCUGUCCCAGUCUGCCUGUUGUGUGGAAGUAUGCAGACUGGGCCUUGAAAAAAAACCAGGAGGUUGGUGUGCAGAUUUUCACAAGGAGGCCCAAAGAAGAUAAACAGCAGAAACAAAUGAAUCCAGAUGAUGUCAUCAAGUACCUGCACAAGUAUAAGCAAGCCACAGUGUUGUACCUGGAACACCUGGUGCUAGAUAAACGGAUUCAGAAGGAGCGAUUCCACACUCAUCUAGCAGUGCUCUACUUGGAGAGGGUAUUGUCUCUCAUCUCCACAAGCCACACUCCAGCCAAGCAGGUGACCCAUGCACGGGAGCAGUUUCAGCGCCUGCUAAAGGAGUCCAACUUAUACCAGGUCCAUCUGCUGCUAGAUAAGGUCAACGACACUGAUCUGCUUGUGGAGCGUGCAACACUACAUGGCAAGCUGGAGGAGCAUGAUAAAGCGUUGUACAUCCUUGUGCAUCAGCUGAAGAGCCCCAGUGCAGCGGAGGAAUACUGCUCUUGGGCCUCGAUGUCACAGGACCACACCUACCGGCAGCGUCUCUUCCACCUGCUCCUGAGCUUAUACCUCAGCACUAAUGUGCCACACAGUGGACACACAGUGGCAGCAGUGGACCUACUGAACCGGCAUGCAGAAGUGUUUGAUGCUGUAAGCGUACUCCGGUCCCUGCCUGAAGCCUGGUCCCUGCAGCUGCUCCGGCCCUUCUUCAGCGGGGCGCUCAGGGGCAGCAUGCAUGCCCGUCGGACUGCUCAGGUGGCCCUUGGCCUGGCUCGCUCUGAGAAUCUGUUGUUGCACCACGACAGGCUGAAGUAUCUUGGAGGGCCAGUCUUUGUGUCGGAGAAGAAGGGCUGCCACUUGUGCCACAACACUUUCAGCGAGCCUGACUGCGUUUGUCUUCCUGGAGGAGUGCCCGUCCAUAUGCACUGUGCUGCCCAGAAGGCCAGAGACUCGCCUAUCAAGAGACACUGUAUGAAUCGCAGUAACCACACGUGAGCCUCUGCUUACCGCCCUGCCCACCUAGGCUCCACCCAGGACCCAGCCAGAAGGUGGUGAUAUGCUGCUGCUUGGUUUGAAUUUGUCAGACUUUGUGGGGGUAAAAAAAAGAAGAAAAAAAAAAGCACAGGCACACCAGUGGCCAAUAUUGCAGAACUAGCCUUGGAGCAAACAUGGGAAUCCUGAGCAUUAUCCAGAGUCUUCUAAAGAAACCUGUGUAUGGGCACACAUAUGCGUGCACCUCUGACAUUUUUCUUCUCAUCUCUGUCCUUUUGAAAUGAUGAAACUGACUGACAAACUGUGAAUACUCUCACUUAAAGAAGCACUAAAACGUAAAUCAUGGCCUCCAUCCAAAGGCAACAGCAGAGAAAGAAAAUGAACUGUUCCAAUAUCACCAAGGGCUUGAUCUGUGCUGAACUCUUCAUACACCCCUGUAGCGAUCCGUUGUGGUGCUGUCCUCUGAGAUGUACUGGUGUAACAUGAAUGUGGGGUUUUCUUGCUGGACUGCUCACAAGCCCAUGUAAUGUCAGAAGAGUCAUACAGUACGCCUUGGAACAAAAAUCCUCUCAUUUUGCGUGUGUUUCUGUUAACAGAAGCUCCCACUGGCCUGUGAUUUAGUCUGUGCACGGUUCACUUUGUUCUUGUUUGCACGAUUGUACUGUUUGGUGGGUUCACUUUGCUCUCUCCUGUUUUGUAGUCCUAUUGAUUUGCUUCGCACAUUUUCUCUCUUUCUCAGACUGAUCCCACAAGUGUUUUGAUAUCGGUUUCCAAACAGUUGAAUUAGACAUGUUAAACACAGUGAAUAUUCAAUGAAAUCAAAACAGUUUGUGUUUCUCUGCCUGACAACUGCUAGCUGGCUAACAUGGGAAAUGUAUAAUGAAUAAAAAUCAGUAUGUGGGUCUUCAUUCUCUAACCACAGGUUAGUGUUCAGUUUGCUUAAUCACAUCAGUUUUGCAGUCAUAAGCAGCUUGUUCCAGACUGUCUUCAAUCUGCUAGUAAGUGCAGGUUUGUUCCGAUAUCUUUCAUGAACUGCGGACAAAAUUGGUUGGAAGAAAUUGCUCAUAAACUGUUCUGUCUGUCUUUUGUGGGAGAAAAAAAAAAACAUUACAGAACUUAAAUGUUGAAAUUCAACCUUCAUUUCAUAGUGAAAUCUAUGUUCUGUUUAUUUCAAAGUUUACAGCAUAUUAUUUGCAUGUUUGGUGGGUACUUAAUAGCCACUUUUUGUUAGGGGAACUCAAGGAAUCAAAAGGGAAGUAAGAUGCUAUGCGGUGUAGCAGAAUAAACUGCAAAUCUCCUUUUAAUGUGAUAAUUUUGCCUAGUUCUGUUCAGAAAUUACUAGCUACUUAUCAAGUUUUUUUUUUUUUUUUUUUUUUGGGUUCCCCCUUCCUGCUAAGCUGUCAGCUCCUUUCAUGUAUACGGUUGUAGGUUUGUGGAAACUCAUGUUUUCAGUAUUACAGGACAUCAGUGAGCAGCAGCGGACUGACGAGUUAUCUCGAACCAUAGACCCUUAAAGGAAUCUUCAAACUGAUCCACAGUCCGUCGCCCAUUGGGAUUUUUUUACCAUGAUGUACUUGAUGUGAAUAGUCUGUUUCUGCAAAAUUUAUGUGAACUGAAGUCGAGUGCACAACCUCCUUUAUGUGGUUUGCGUUCACUGUAAGGGCAAAUACAAUGUCCUGCUUGUGCUUGAACUCUUGUUUAGCCUAAGAGAUGCCUGUAAUAUUGUACAGUUUAAACUGUAUGUUGUAUGCUGACAGUUAUUCCUAUGUUGUGGUGCAGAAACCCAUAUGGCAUAGGCCAUAUGGGGCAGGAAUAUAAUCCACAGGCCUGAUGGGAAGCCAAAGCUGCCAUGAAGAUCAAGCCUCAGAGGAGCAGUCACUCUCCCUCCAUGGUGCUGGAGAGUGUCACAUGGUCUGCAACUUGAGUCAUCGUAAUUUAGGGACCUCCUGAAUUGCCUGAUGUAUGUUGUUCUGCAACGCUGAAAGCGAAAGAGCUCAAAUUUUUCGCCAAAAGCUUUACAGUCAUAAUUACUGUCCACUACGGGCCUAUUUAAGAAAACACACUCUCGCUCAUUAAGCAUAUCAGUGUUUAUGUCAAUUUGCAUUUUAAUUCACUCCCAACAGACUAUUAACCUAACUGAAAAUGCACAUCACCAUAAGAUUUUAUUAAAUUUUCACCCCUAAAUAAAUUUGUUGGUCUGUCGUGAUGCCCUUGUAAAAUUAAGUACUUGUGUCGGUAUAAAAGGCUUUUCUCGUCUUUCUAGUGCCUACAGUUCUCUUCCAGCUUCAGCCAGACUCCGUCUGUGAGAGUAGAACUGAACCUCCCGAUCAGGUUAUUGAUUCUGGUUUGGAGGUUUUGUGUAGGAGGAGUAAUCUCGCUCCCCUAACCAAACCUCUAAUGCGAAAAUAGUAUCUUUUAACAUUUCUUUCCACCUAUUCUGUCCCUUGGCUUAACUUUUCUAUCUGCCAUUGUACUUUAUAAAUAUAUAUAGAAACCUGUGUAUAUAUUUAUAUUGUGUGUUGCUUUGUAAAUCAAUGCCAAUGUAGGUGGAAUGUACAAAAUGUGUCCAUUUUAAUAAAUAUGACUAAGUUCAUUCUUACCCUUUGUUUUUCCAAACUUUUCAUA